AUGUUUUCGCAGAGAGAAGCCAAGGCAUUAGGCAAAGACAUGGUGUUUACCCAGCACCUUUUGCUAGGCCUUGUUGCGGAGGAUCGGGACCCGGCUGGGUUCUUGGGCUCUGGCCAUACAAUUGAUGCUGCGCGUGAAGCUGUGCGAAGCAUUUGGCAGAAUGACAAUGAUAAUGGGAAUAAUAGCGGGAGUGUUGCUCAACCGGAGACAUCAGCAACGGAUGUGCCUUUUUCUGUGAGCACAAAGCGUGUUUUCGAGGCCGCAGUUGAGUACUCGAAGACCAUGGGGUAUAAUUUUAUCGCGCCCGAACAUAUGUGGAUUGGAUUGUUCACCGUUGAUGAUGGCAGUGCUGGCCGAGUCCUCAAGAGAUUAGGGGCAAAUGUAAAUAAUUUGGCAGAAGUGGCAAUCUCCAGACUCCAAGGGGAGAUGGCGAAAGAUGGAAGAGAACCACCUACUGCUUUGAAAAGGUCGCGUGAGAAUUCCCUCUCGGAGAAAACCACUCAUAGUAGAUCACUGGAAAAGUCAAGAGAUAAAAAAGCGCUGGACCUAUUCUGUGUGGAUCUUACUGCCCGUGCUAGCAAUGGACUGAUUGAUCCUGUGAUUGGUCGAGAAACUGAAGUCCAGAGGAUCAUUCAAAUUCUUUGCCGAAGAACCAAAAAUAAUGCAAUUCUUCUUGGUGAAGCUGGAGUAGGGAAAACGGCAAUUGCAGAAGGCCUGGCAAUAAAUAUAGCUGAUAAUAAUGUUCCCUAUUUUCUCUUGAAAAAGCGCAUAAUGUCCUUAGAUAUUGGCCUAUUAAUCUCUGGAGCUAAGGAAAGGGGUGAGUUGGAGGGACGUGUAACCACAUUAAUUAAGGAGAUUAAGAAGUCAGGCAAUAUAAUUCUCUUUAUUGAUGAGGUCCACACACUUAUUGGUUCUGGCACGGUUGGACGAGGAAAUAAGGGAUCUGGUCUAGACAUAGCUAAUUUAUUGAAGCCGUCGCUAGGACGCGGUGAACUGCAGUGUAUUGCAUCGACAACGAUGGAUGAAUUCAGGUUGCAUUUUGAAAAGGACAAGGCAUUGGCCCGAAGAUUUCAACCUGUCUUGAUUAAUGAACCAAGCCAGGAGGAUGCAGUUCAUAUACUGUUGGGUUUGCGUGAAAGAUAUGAAGCCUAUCACAAAUGUAGAUACACUUUGGAGGCCAUAAAUGCUGCUGUACAUUUGUCAGCUAGGUAUAUUCCAGAUAGAUAUCUUCCUGAUAAAGCGAUUGAUCUUCUAGACGAGGCAGGAAGUAAAGCCCGUAUGGAAGCAUCUAAGAUAAGAAAGGAACAGCAAACCUGUAUACUAUCAAAGUCGCCGAGUGAUUAUUGGCAAGAAAUUAGAUCUGUUCAGGCUAUGCACGAAGUGGAGCUGGCUAGAGAACUGAGUGAAAAUGGCAACAACUCUAUGGAGGAGGAUAGUAGACUUACUUUUGAAUCUUCAUUGACUUCCACGUUUAAAAAUGAAGAGCCUACAGUGGUUGGACCUGAGGAAAUAGCAGCUGUUGCUUCUCUCUGGUCUGGGAUUCCUGUUAAGAAGCUUACAGCUGACGAAAGAAUGCUUCUGAUGGGUCUUGACGAACAACUCAAAAAACGGGUUAUUGGUCAAGAUGAGGCCGUUGCUUCCAUUUGUCGGGCUGUGAAGAGAUCCCGUGUUGGCCUAAGUCAACCAGAUAGACCAAUUGCAGCAAUGCUCUUCUGUGGCCCCACUGGUGUGGGAAAAACUGAACUGACCAAAGCUUUGGCAGCAAGCUAUUUUGGUUCUGAGUCAGCCAUGCUACGAUUGGACAUGAGUGAAUAUAUGGAGCGGCAUACAGUGAGCAAGUUAAUUGGAUCUCCCCCAGGCUACGUUGGCUAUGGAGAAGGAGGCGCCCUUACAGAAGCUAUUAGAAAACGGCCUUUCACAGUUGUACUGCUAGAUGAGAUUGAGAAAGCUCAUCCUGAUAUAUUCAAUAUUCUUCUUCAGCUGUUUGAAGAUGGUCACCUUACAGAUUCUCAGGGUCGUAGAGUAUCGUUUAAAAACGCACUGGUAGUGAUGACUUCUAAUGUGGGUUCUUCCGCCAUCGCCAAGGGUAGGCUAAACUCCAUUGGUUUCUUGAUUGCUGAUGAUGCAUCAUCUUCGUAUGCUGGAAUGAAAGCAUUGGUGAUGGAAGAGCUCAAGGCGUAUUUCCGCCCUGAGUUGCUCAACAGGAUAGAUGAAGUAGUGGUGUUCCGCCCUCUUGAGAAGCCUCAGAUGCUCGAAAUUUUAAAUAUAAUGCUGCAUGAGGUGAAAGAACGGCUAAUAUCUUUGGGAGUUGGGUUGGAGGUGUCAAAAGAAAUAAUGGACCUAAUAUGCGAACAAGGGUAUGACCGGAGUUAUGGUGCCCGGCCUCUCAGGAGGGCAGUUACUGUCAUUAUUGAAGAUCUCUUGAGCGAAUCACUUCUUUCCGAGGAGUACAAACCUGGUGACAUUGCUGUAAUUCAUUUGGAUGAUUCAGGAAAUCCAGUCGUCACUAAUCGAUCAAACCUGAAAAUCCAAUUACCAGAUACAACUUCUAUCUUGUAA
Molecule: messenger RNA, 2559 nt
Organism: Fraxinus pennsylvanica
Lineage: Eukaryota; Viridiplantae; Streptophyta; Magnoliopsida; Lamiales; Oleaceae
Source: the annotation of a GenBank genome assembly